Molecule: messenger RNA, 1271 nt
Organism: Sardina pilchardus (European sardine)
Lineage: Eukaryota; Metazoa; Chordata; Actinopteri; Clupeiformes; Clupeidae
Product: protein boule-like
Exons: 12
Coding region: 171-1250 (359 amino acids)
Biological process (GO): 3'-UTR-mediated mRNA stabilization; positive regulation of translational initiation
Cellular component (GO): cytoplasm
Molecular function (GO): translation activator activity; mRNA 3'-UTR binding
Source: RefSeq, a predicted model, not a curated record
ACAAACACACAUUCUGUCAAGCUGCUUUGCUCAGGACCAUGGAGAAGGACUUAAUAGAUCACCCAGGCUGAGACUAAUGUCUCUGGCCAAAUGUCAAUGUUUUAUCUUUUUAUCUUGACCAUACCUGACACCAUCACUACAGAUUGGCGCUCACCAUCCUUCUUUUUGACAUGGAAGAAACAUCGACCCAGACCAGCCCUUCCUCCCCCAGCUCUGUCUGUUCGUCGGAUCACAGUGUUCCCUUAACCUUUCAUGCCCCUCGAUUUGGGACAGUCAUUCCCAAUCGCGUAUUUGUCGGUGGAAUUGACAUAAAGACAAAUGAAAGCGAUUUGAGGCGUUUUUUCUCCCAGCUUGGGGCUGUCAAAGAAGUAAAGAUUGUCAUUGAUCGCGCUGGAGUGUCCAAAGGGUAUGGCUUUGUCACCUUUGAAACUCAAGAAGAUGCUCAGAAAGUCCUCCAGGAAGCUGACCGGCUGUCUUUCCGGGACAAGAGGCUCAACAUCGGCCAAGCCAUCCGCAAGCAGCAAGUGGGCAUGCACUCAGGUGGAUUUGUGAUGCCUAAUCUCAACCCAGCUGCGACCCUCCCUGGUCCUUGCGGCACCAUGUACCUCACCACCUCCACAGGGUACCCCUACACUUACCACAACGGGGUGGCCUACUUCCACCCCCCAGAGGUGAACACUCCUGCCUCACACUGGCCUUCUCGCUCUGUAUCUGGGUCCCCUGUCAUGAUGGCCCCCUCUGCUCCGCCAGUCUACCCUCAACCUGCUUACCACCAUGCUUAUCAGGCUCCUGCACACUGUGUUCCCACAACUCUUCAGUGGAACAUUCCACGGUCUCCAGUGCCCUCUAGCCCCGUCCUGUAUGUGCAGCCCUCUGAUCUUCGCUACCAGCCCAUGGAGAUGCCUGCUGACGUCUCCUGCAUCCAGACCUCCAUCCCCAUGACUGAAGCCUCCAUGCCAGAGCAAACCCACAUGGAUCACAUGGUUCAGCCAGCGUAUCACCACUUGUACCUGCAGAAUACAGCAGGAAUGGGACCCAUUAUAAUACACCAAGAAACAGGAAAGGAACAGAAGUUCCACUCCACCAGGCGAGGGUAUCCUCACUCCCCCAUCAGUCUGAAAAGCAGGUGCAGCCGCAGCCCCCACUACACCCACCUGCGCAAGGACCCCGUCGCCACCGCUGCUGCUGCUGCCGAACUGACCGAGCUGACCGACCUGCCUCCCCAGCAGGCCACCGAGCCCCUCAAGUAAACAGGAAAAAAAGGAACACCC